AAACCACAGACGCAUCAAUUGGUUAUCAUUGGUCUACGGAUACUCUAUCCGGCAUUUUGAUGGCAAAUUAUCCGGAUGUCCAAUCCACCAAUCAGAUCACCGACAGUUCUCCAAGAUUGAUGCUGAAGUGGACCUGCGCCGCCGCGGCCCGCCGCUUCCAUACCCUUGGUUUGCAUCCAAAGCUGGUCCAUUCUCUCAAGCAAAAUGGCAUCCAUGAACCCAGCCAAGUGCAGCGCGUGGCCAUUCCCGCCAUCUUGGACGCCGCGCGGCCAGACGUGAUUGUGGGGGCAGAAACCGGCAGUGGCAAGACGUUGACGUACAUCUUGCCACUGCUAGAGCGCUUCCACGCGCAGUAUCCUCUCGGCCACGUUCGUAAACCCAUGGCGGUGAUCUUGGUCCCGACCCAAGAACUGGUCAAACAAAUCGAAACCGUGUUCGGCAUGUGCCAGGCCGACAUGACCGUCGCGUGUCUGACCAAAACCCACGCGAUUCCUCGCCAUGCCGCCGUGAUCGUAGGCACUCCGAAGGCCCUUCUACAACACGUGUCGGUCACGGACCUCCAAUUCGUCGAGUCCAUCGUCGUGGACGAAGCCGACAUGCUUCUGGGCGGGGGGUUUGAGCGCGACACAAAGCAAAUCCUCGGCGUGAUCCGCAACCAGCCUCUCUUGGACCCGUCGUUCAACGUGUUCCACGAGACCGCGUUCGACGGCGCCGUUGAGAUUCCAACGGCAUCGCAUGGCCGGCAAACCGUCUUCAGCGCCGCCACCAUCCCCACGUACGGACGACUGGCGGUCAGCGAGUACCUCAAGAAGAAGUUCCCCGACGCCGAAUACGCUAUCACAGACAAUUUUCACCGCACGGUGCCCACGCUUGAUCAAUCGUUUGUCCGAUUGAAUGAUUCGUCCGUCGACGCGCGACAACAGCUCUUGCUUGAGAUUUUGGCCAACGACAAGUCUGUUGGGACCACGUUGAUCUUUGUGGAUUCCGUGGCCAGCGCCAAGGCGUUGCAUGCAUUUUUGCAUGUACUUCAUGGCGUUCCAUGUACCAUGCUGCACAAGGAAAUUCCCCGUCAAGAGCGAUCGGUAGUGCUUGCUGCAUCCUCCUCAUCCAACGGCACGUCCAAGCACAUUGUGGUGGCGACGGACAUCGCCGCCCGGGGCCUGGACUUGCGGCAUGUAGGGUGCAUAAUUGACUAUUAUUCUUGGACGGCGAUAAAGUGAUGGUUCUGGAGAGAGGGAAAGUGGCGAUAAUAUGAUGGAAUUAGGUGAACCACGUGAUCCAAUACGAGUUUGCAACCAACGUCGUGGCCCAUAUCCAUCGUAUUGGACGCACGGCGCGUGCAGGCACCGUGGGCAAGGUGACCAACAUCAUCACAAGCGACAACGAGCUCGUGUACAACGAAGUCGCCGCCGCGGGGGCAACUGGGGCGCUCACCCAAGGGUUCAGUCGGCGCCGAAGUUUGCGCAAGAAAUUCAAAAAAGCAGCGCGGCCACAAGGGGACAGCGACCAAGAUGCAUACUAGAAAUAUAUACAACAUGCAUAUCUGAGUUUGCUUGUGUGCAA
Molecule: messenger RNA, 1563 nt
Organism: Aphanomyces astaci
Lineage: Eukaryota; Oomycota; Saprolegniomycetes; Saprolegniales; Verrucalvaceae
Exons: 7
Coding region: 60-1220 (386 amino acids)
Biological process (GO): mitochondrial large ribosomal subunit assembly
Cellular component (GO): mitochondrion
Molecular function (GO): ATP binding; RNA helicase activity; nucleic acid binding
Source: RefSeq, a predicted model, not a curated record